AUGGAGAAACCACCCACUCCUGUCUCCAAGCCUCCUCCGGUGGAGAAGCCACCAGUAUACAAGCCUCAUCCAAUAGAGAAACCACCAGUAGAAAACAAACCACCCACUCCUGUCUACAAGCCUCCUCCGGCAGAGAAGCCAGCACCAGAGCAGAAGCCACCAACACCUGUGUACAAUCCCCCAAAAGUGGAGAAACCACCACCUAAAGACAAGCCAGUUCUCACUAUUCCCUCCUUAGCCGAUUAUCAGAAGCAGGCUUCUUCUCUAUAUGGAAAACCACCUUCACCUGAGUACAAGCCUCCUCCAGUGAAGAAGCCGCCACCACCAGAGUACAAGCCGCCAAGCAGUACUCCUGUUUAUGAGAAGCCUCCACCAAUGAUUAAAUCACCACCACCAGAACAGAAACCACCAAAGGAAGAGAGGCUGGCCACCAUCCAAACAGAAGCCUCCUUCCAUGGAGAAGCCACUAGUGCCUGUUUAUAA
Macadamia integrifolia is the source of this 483-nucleotide messenger RNA. RefSeq names its product repetitive proline-rich cell wall protein 2-like. The transcript has 2 exons. Lineage: Eukaryota; Viridiplantae; Streptophyta; Magnoliopsida; Proteales; Proteaceae. The record is from RefSeq and is a predicted model, not a curated record. Bases 1 to 483 code for a protein of 160 amino acids.